Sungouiella intermedia is the source of this 1989-nucleotide messenger RNA. Lineage: Eukaryota; Fungi; Ascomycota; Pichiomycetes; Serinales; Metschnikowiaceae. The record is from the annotation of a GenBank genome assembly.
AUGCCAGGGUUGAGAGACAAAUUCGACGAUAACGUUCGCCGGGAAGGUCGGCUCGAUACGCCAGACACAGAGCAUUUCCCGUUCAGAAACUCGCCGCUUCCGCCGUCCGCGUAUACUCAGUAUCCGCAAGACUUUGACCAUCAUUACCAUCAAAAUUCAUCCAUUUCUCCAGUGACUAUGACUCCACCACAGGCGCCUGCUGUGCCUGAAAAGGCUCCUCCAACUCCGCCAAAGCCAUAUGAUGACGAUUUCUUGCCUCCAGAAACGCCUCCAAAGGACCUUGACCGCUCGAGAUCCAACAAGUAUGCUGGGUACUAUAACCAGCGAGAAAUUGACCACACCACGGCACCUCACCCCCCAUAUACGCGUGUUAACAACGGCUCGGACUCCAGUUAUGAGAUGCUGACGUUAAACUCUAAUCCAUUUGGAGAUAACGCCACGCCAGCGUCCAGUACGGCCAGAAAUCCGUUCGAGCCUAUCGACACGUCCCCCAUUACAUAUGAUCACUAUCCGGCCCAGAAUACCAGAGAUGACGACAUGGAUAUGGCGGCUAAGAUGUCUGGCAAACAUCUAAGACGCCAGGAACGUAAUAGGCGCAAGCAAGAUGCCCGUUUGCCCUGGUAUCAUUACACUAGGUUGCCUUGGUUCACCAUUAUUGUUACCACCAUCCAAGUUGUCGUGUUCAUUGUGGAGUUGGCCAAGAUGAGUAUCUACACGGGUUCGGCAUUCCAAACAAAACCUUACUUCAAUCCCAUGCUAGGCCCUUCCACCUUUCUACUCAUUAGUAUGGGUGCUAGGUAUGUUCCGUGCAUGCAUCGUAUCGACAACAUCACCCUGGACCUUCUGAUCCAAUUCCCGUGCCCAAAUUCCACAUCUACAGAUACGGAUGUGUGCAAUUUAGCCGAACUUUGCAGCCUUGGAGGAAUCCCCAUAUUGAAUAACGAAUAUGCUCCUCAUCAGUGGUACAGAGUGAUUACUCCCAUCUUUCUCCACGCGGGCUUCUUGCAUAUCAUAUUCAAUUUGCUCCUCCAGAUCACUAUGGGAUGGUCAGUGGAAAAGGCCAUUGGUUGGCUUAAAUACAGCAUCAUCUACCUUGCCAGUGGAGUGGCUGGUUUCCUCUUGGGUGCUAACUUCUCGCCCAACGGCAUCGCAUCCACAGGAGCCUCCGGAGCUCUUUUUGGAAUAAUUGCAACCAAUCUUCUUUUAUUUGUCUAUUGCGGCAAGAAAAACACAAAUAUCUACAACACAAAGCACUAUCGUCUGUUCAUCAUUAUUAUGGUGUUCGAAAUCAUUAUCCUGUUUGUUUUAGGACUUCUUCCUGGUCUCGACAACUUCAGUCACAUCGGAGGUUUCUGCAUGGGUCUUCUUCUAUCGCUUGUUUUCCUCAAAGAUCCUUCUUUUGUCUACAAUGAGGGCAUUUAUACCUACGACGCCGAUGCCACGCCCUGGCAGCUUUUCAUAGAAAACUGGAACCCUAUGAACAGAUGGAACGACAAGAUUCAGUGGAAGGUCUUGGUUUGGGUUGGUGUUCGUGUGUUGAGUUUGACGCUAGCCAUUCUUUUCUUUGCGUUACUCUUUGUCAAUCUUUAUUCCAAGAGAAUGGAGAGCGAAAAGCCAACAUGCUCAUGGUGCAAGUACUUGAGUUGCAUUCCUGUCAACGGCUGGUGCGACCAGGGUGAAGUUACUGUGGAGACGAUUACCACCGGUGACUCCGGCUCGUCUUCCUCGUCUGCUCCCACAAUGACAGCUACCCCAAAUGCCACCACUAACACUCCAACUACAACGUCUGCUACAUUAACUACCGCAUACCCUGGAAGUAUUGACAACCCUAACCUUAAGCGGGAAUUGCAUUUCAGUACUUUUUCGACAUCUCAGAGGGGCCCAGAGACGAUAGGUCCACAACACAAUCAGCACCAUGAAACCAGUCUUGUUCUCUUGGCGCUUAUGGCCAUUCUAAGCUACAGAUUCAUCCGCCGUCUUUACAAAUAG